Molecule: messenger RNA, 2057 nt
Organism: Dinoponera quadriceps
Lineage: Eukaryota; Metazoa; Arthropoda; Insecta; Hymenoptera; Formicidae
Product: reticulocalbin-2
Exons: 5
Coding region: 461-1462 (333 amino acids)
Cellular component (GO): endoplasmic reticulum
Molecular function (GO): calcium ion binding
Source: RefSeq, a predicted model, not a curated record
CACUCCCGGGCACGAAGUCGUGACUCCGCACACGCGUCGCGACUAAAGGAAAGUUUCGCCCGUCUGGCUUUCUCUCACGUUGACGUACGUCCGAUUCGAGUCAGCGCACGACGCUAACGAGGGACCCCAGGAAAAUCGCCCCAGGCAAACGUCGCGACAUACGUACGUGUGUGUAAACAGCAAAGUAUAUCACGCCGAGACUGCAGGUCUCGGAGAAUCUCACGGCCGAACCAACAGAUCGCGGCUGCGCAUUUCGUCUCGGCGCGAGUUCCAGUAACGACAGGCGUCUUGAUUACCAAUUUGCGAACGCGCACUUGUAAAAUAGCCGGACGACGCUCGGCGAACACCGGUUGUUCGUGCGGCGGUCAUCGCGCAGGCGCGGCGCCGCAGUUCGAAGGUAUACGCCUGUUGCCACGAUCUCUGUCGCCUCAUUAUUGCCAGUCUCACCGACCGCACCGACAUGCGAGAGCCGACCGCAAUGGCCGUCCGGCUGCUUGUCCUGUUCCUCGUUGCCGCUCUCGUCUCGCUGUCCGUCUGCGACGCCGCCUCCGCGCACAUCCACACGCAUCAGCACAACAAGGUCGACAGCAAUGAGAGGAUGGAGGACGGGGCCUUCAGCCCCCGUGACGCCGAUCACUAUGCCGAGGGAGAGCAUCACCAGGAGUUCGACCAUGAAGCCAUCCUAGGAAGUGUGAAGGAAGCGGAAGAAUUUGACAAACUUCCAAUAGAAGAGUCCAAACGGAGAUUGGGGAUCUUGCUGACCAAGAUGGAUCUGAACGACGACAAGUAUAUAGAAAGAAACGAGCUGAAAGCUUGGAUCCUGCGUUCAUUUGGCAUGCUGUCCGCAGAGGAAUCUCAGGACCGCUUGGACGAUGCUGAUACAGACGAAGAUGGCAGAGUGACUUGGGACGAAGUCCUGCAGGAUAUUUACGGCAGCGAUCCCGACGACCUGGCGCAUGACGAUAAGCUGAUCGAAGACGACAAGGAGACGUUCGAGGCUGCCGAUUUGGACAAGGAUGGUUACUUGGAUUCGGAGGAAUUCAAGGCUUACACUCAUCCCGAGGAGACGCCGAGAAUGUUCCCGCUUCUGUUGAAGCAAGCCUUGCAGGACAAGGACACGGAUAAGGAUGGUUAUAUCAGCUUUCAGGAGUUCAUCGGCGAUAGGGCCAAAUCGAAGGACAAAGAAUGGUUGCUGACCGAGAAGGACAAGUUCGAUUACGAGCAUGACAAGAACGGAGACGGCAGGCUCGAUUCGGACGAAAUUCUCUCCUGGCUUGUACCAAGUAACGAAGAGAUAGCGAGCGACGAGGUGGAUCACUUGUUCGCGGGUUCCGACGACGAUCAUGAUAACAGAUUGUCGUUCGACGAGAUCUUGGAUCAUCACGACGCUUUCGUGGGUAGCGAGGCGACCGAUUACGGCGAUCACUUGCAGGACAUCGAACGCUUCACGGACGAGCUGUGAGAAGUUGCGCCCGCUCGUUGAAUCAAAGAGCUACAUGUUUCGUAAUACUCAUUGGAGAUUCGCAUGGCUGAUGAACAUGAGUUCUAGUAUUUUUCAACGCAUCCCACUCGAUAUCCGUUUGUUUCGAUUUGCUCGCAGCCAUUAGAAUUCUGAUCACGGCGAGAUCUCUGCACGCCCAUGUAUAUUUCUAAAUUCAUGAGUAUAGCGUAUCACAAUAUGAAUCAUCGUCUUCCAAUUUUUACCAAACUUCGAGUGCCAUAUUAGAAAAUGCGUAAAGAAGUGAAUUGAAGGGAGAGAGAGAGAGAGAGAAAUCCUUGUUUCUCAUUUCGCAAGUGCAUAUAGAGUUGCUUAGUUUAAAUUCUAGCGACGAUGUCAUUAUUACGCUGUACAUAUUUAUUGUACUUGUAUCGCACACGAAUGGCACAAUCUUAGGUUCGCAACGAGGAGUUCAAUGACGAUUUCUAUACUCGGCAUUAAAACGAGUUUCACUUCUUCCUUUAGCACUUUAGCAAAUAUGUGUAUAAUUUAUAAAGAAAAUCUUGACAAAUGUGCGCAUUGUGACCGAUUUUUCUAAUAAAAUAUUUUAACAAUUCCA